This is a messenger RNA of Raphanus sativus (radish), 729 nucleotides long. RefSeq names its product monothiol glutaredoxin-S4-like. The record is from RefSeq and is a predicted model, not a curated record. NCBI's taxonomy places the organism in Eukaryota, Viridiplantae, Streptophyta, Magnoliopsida, Brassicales, Brassicaceae. The transcript has a single exon. The coding region runs from base 227 to 535 and encodes 102 amino acids.
AUAGCUUACGUACCUUAGGAAGUUAUAUAUAAACAACCCUUAUAGACCCUUCACAACAUCAAAUACAUAAACCCAAAUUCACUUCUCAUCUUCACACAAAGAUAUCGCAAUCUCUUUAAAAGUCCUAUAGUAUUCCAGUAAUCAGCCCUUGUCAUUUUGAUCAAAACAUUCCCGGUUUCUCUGCUGCAAAUCAAUUUUCAAUCUUUGAUUCACAAUUUUCACACCAAUGGAAAAGCUACAAAAGAUGAUCUCCGAGAAGUCGGUAGUGAUUUUUAGCAAGAACUCUUGCUGCAUGUCUCACACAAUCAAAACACUUUUUCUAGACUUUGGUGUGAACCCGACGAUCUAUGAGCUAGACGAGAUCAACAGAGGAAAGGAGAUAGAGCAAGCAUUGGCUCAGCUCGGCUGCAGCCCGACCGUUCCCGUGGUGUUCAUAGGAGGUCAACUUGUUGGUGGAGCCAAUCAAGUCAUGAGUCUUCAUCUCAAUCGCUCUCUCGUUCCGAUGCUAAAGCGUGUUGGAGCAUUGUGGCUUUGAUUAAAUACAAGCGAUACUUACGUAAGACGACGUAGUUUGAUAAUUAAUGAAAGUUAUCAAAGGAUGACAAAAAUUAUAUAAAUGUAUGCAUGCAUGUUUAGUAUAUGUUUUAAAAGCAUGCAUAGUUGCUUAUGUGUGGUACCUAUUUUGUAACGUGCGGCUAUAUUUCUAAUAUAAAAUCAGUUAGUGCUGGA